AUGGAAUGUCUUUACAACUAUGCAUCCACCUAUAUCCUGGGUGUGGGAAUCAUUGACGGAGAAAUCCUGGAGCUGUUGUGGUCCGUGUUAAAUGACACAUUCCGGAGUACAUGUUCCGCUACCACUGCCCAUCAAGCAGAGGUUUUGGACGACCACAUGGGGGAUUCCAACUGGAAGAAGACCAUUAAUAUGGCUGCAACAAUUGCUGCAAAGUUCAAACGGGCACGGGAACAGUCCAGAAUCACAGACCAAUUUUAUAGGGGUAUCACGGAUCAACAAGAUUCCGGGCUCAUUAACACUUGGGAAGAUGAAAUUUCAAAAGCAGAAGCGGACCAAGAACAAGGUGUGGCCAACGCUGUUGGCAAGGUAAUGGCAAGAAAAGUGAAAACGGCUGCUGGACGCCAAGAAAUUGAAUUGCAUCUUUCAAAUAUGGAACUUACAUCUAAUGGUGCUACUGGAAAGGCAGCAUGGAUAUCAUCCGGCUUAAAACUGGAGCAAGCGCAAUUAGAGCUCAGGGAAACUUGA
Molecule: messenger RNA, 525 nt
Organism: Psilocybe cubensis
Lineage: Eukaryota; Fungi; Basidiomycota; Agaricomycetes; Agaricales; Agrocybaceae
Exons: 2
Coding region: 1-525 (174 amino acids)
Source: RefSeq, a predicted model, not a curated record